AUGAACUCCGCCGGCCAACCCUGGGGUCACCCUUUGCGAUCCUACAAUGGCCUCCCCGGACGGCUGGACAACGCAAUGGGCCAACAACCGACCCGACCACCUACCGUCGUCGACCUAACCGCCGGUUCGGAGUCGCAGGACAGAGAACCGCCACCUAAACGGCCGAGAUUGGAUCCCUCUGGGAACACCCCAACCCUCCCCGCAAGCUCCGAUGCUGCGCAGGCGACUCCCACCCCGUCCAGCGCAAGCUCGCGACCUGCCAUCUCGUGGCGCGGCCGGCCACUCUGGUCCUUCCAGGCGGUGGUAUCGGAUAUCCCGGGCAAUGACAAUCGGAACGACAGCGCGACCGGCUCCAGGCCUCCAUCCCCACCGCCGCUUCCCGCCCAGCCAUGGAAGACGCCCGCGGUGGUCGAACCGCCGCCCGGCCUCAUCAGGUCGAGGGAGAGCUCCCCAGUCGGAGCGGUACAGACAACUCCAUACCGCAUUGAGGCACCAGCUGUCGCUCCAGUAUAUAAAGGCAACAAACCCGCCGACUUCGCCCCGUGGACCGGGAACCACCCCGAAGACGUUCUCAACGAACAGACCGCGAAACAAGGAUACUAUGACCGCACGCAGGUUUCACAGAAUGAAUCCAAUACCGCGCGCCCCGCGUUAUAUGCACAGCUCAAGCACCGAACGGGGUUACAAAUGCUCUCGUCGGUCUUUGCCGCGGCAUUAGAGAAGCGCCAAACGCAUAACACCGUCCACGCUCCGUCCACCUUCAAACCACCACCCCGAGUUACACUCACCGAUAAUAAGCGCGAAGCCUGGCUUCGAGACCUCGCCAAUCCAUCCGUGCCGCUGCGGCGUUUGAGCCGAACCAUCCCCCACGGGAUCCGCGGCAAGGUCCUUCUGGAUCAGUGCCUCGGCAAAUGGAUACCUGUUGCACGCGCCGUUUGGUUGGGAAAAUGCGUGGGUGCAAAUGAAAUCCGCGCCUUCAAGCGAAAGGGGACCAGUGGUGCUUUGGCUGUCGGCUUGGAGGCGAAGUGGGUUCGGGAUUGGACAACAAACGUUCAGCAGUUUAUCGAGGGUGUAUUCAGCUCGCCGAAGUCCUCGGAUUGGAAAGCAAAGAUGACAUAUGCUGUCGGGUUGAGUGCUCGUCUCUUCUUUGAGAACCUGCUAGACCAUGAUCAUUUCCUGGAAUGGUUCUUGUCUUCAUUUGAAGCUGCUUCUAUUGGUACCAUCCCGGUAUGGCUGUUGAUGCUUGGGAUCUAUUGGAAUAGUAUAAUGCGCUAUAGGAGAAGAGGUCGUCGAUUAGCCGAGCUCUUGCUCCAGAAACUUCGAUUGGCAACCGAAGCAAAGUUAACCCAGCUCCAACCUCUCAUCGAUCGUCUUUCUCGAUUCAUCAGGAAACUCGUUCGCGACCAUGCAUCCUCCAUGAUCCUGCCUCAAACUUGGGAGACCUAUAUCCAGCAUGUAUCAUCUUCUCUCGACUUAACAAACGAAACAGACAAAGCAUUGUUGCAGACACUUUCGGAGCGGAAUGCCCGAGUGCAACGACCAAAACACUCCACCAAAACCACCCAACGCUCUCCACAUCAACGUAUCAUCCGACUUCUUGACUCCAUCCGUCCCGCUCAUGAUUUCUCCUCUAUAUUUACCUACCUUGAUGCAUUUGACGACAAAGAUGUGCUGGUCUCAAAACUGCUUGAAUGGCUCUCAACACACUUCCGCUACGGCCUCCGCCGGGUCUACAUUGCGGCUCGCCUUUUACGCAAGUGGAAAUCCAUCGGCGUCGAUAUAGAUGCCCAUAUACUCGCAUUUCUCGCGCGCGCGCGGAACAACCAAGCCCUCGACAUGGAACCGAUUUAUCACGUUAUUUCUGAGCUUGUCAGGUCACAGACUUUCUCAGUUGGGCGCUACCUUCAAUGGCUCAUGGCAAGAGGUGUUACCAAUGGAUCUCCAUCUCAGGCGCUCAAGAUCGAGGACUUGCCGAUAGAUAUUGGGUUAAUAGCGCAGCUUCCUGUGGGUCGCCUCCCGGAACAUGUCGGGAAUUUGCGCAGCACUCUGCUAGCACGUACAGGUUUACGUGCUUCGGAGGAAGCAGCAGCCAUUGAAAAUGUAAAGAAGAUUAUCAGCCACAAGUUGCCAGAGAUUUUUGGCAUCGAUGAACAUGCCGCAAUGGAAGUGGAUUCGCUACCAUUGAACUUGCCAUGGGCUGUGAAGGCCGAAGUUGGGCAAUGGCUUCGUCGCGCAGUUGCGCAACACAAUGGACCCACAGAGCAUAUAACAAGGGCUUUCACAAACGACGCUACCUUUUCAGUAUCUGCGCUCACCCCCGCUCAAUUCUAUACUGUCCGCGAGGUGCUGGAAACCUUCGGUGAUAUAUCAAUGCUGGCAGAUGUCCUGAAGUUUGCUUCUAGCUGCAAGGAUAGCACAGUCCUUGCCUCAGUCGCUGACACAACAAACUGCCACUUUGAUUCGCUAUGCGUGAUAGGAGCCACUAACGAUUUGUUCCGGAGACUCAUUGACGCCUAUUCUGGUGUGAAGAGGCUCGGAACACCCAGUCUUGACUUGAUCUUUUCUCUGAUCGAACUUGGACUGCGGAUUCCGAAUGAGCUCAACUCCGUCUCGAUUCUUCGUCAAGACCUCUCUCGCAUGGAGAACAAAUCUAUCGUGGCUGCGUCCUCGCCGGUUUCUGACCACAUUCCUGACAACUUCGGUGACAUCGAUCCUCUGUUCCGAGAUAAACUGGAUCAAAUCUUGCUCUCGGGGAAUGUAAUGGAUGAACCUACACUCGACACCAUCUUCAAUGCCCUGGCAAAACAUUUGGAAACCGCUGGUGGCAAAGUCAACUUGUCUGCAAACGACACCUGUCGUUACCUUGCGCAACUCAGAUCUUUCAGCCCGAAGCAUUUCGAUGGUAUUCUUGCGCGUUGGGUAUGCAGUCAUUUACGUUCGUCUGAUCGGUCGACUUUGUUGCAAAUACUUCCCCCGCUGAUUGGCGUUGGAUGCGUUACAAUCAGAGCUUUCUUGGCGCUCGCAAAGAGGCUAAGCACUUCGGCCACUAUCCCGAACGCAGUACAAUUGCCUGCUGAGCUCGUCCAGCUUCUGGUCCCUGGAAACAGCGAAACAAAGUAUUACGAUCUCGUUUCUUAUCGUUUCCAGUUGGCACAGCACGAGUUCCUCACCAAAAAUUCAGAAGAAGCGAUGGGAAUAGUCUGCGAUGCUGCAUCGUGCAAAACCAGUGACUCCGUGACUGAUCUUGAAAAUUCCAUGGUUCGGCUGUUGUGUGAUCUUCUUGUGCGCAAUCCCGGUUGCGCAGCCCAGGCCAGUCUGCAAAAGCUAGUUGACAAGCACCCACACGCUCUAGGCAUCAUUCAAAAGGCUCUUGAUCUUUUGCUCGGUGUCGAAUCUCAAUCGAGCGGCGAAUCGGUUCUUACAGAGGUAGAGAAACUCGCCAGCAUGACUGAUGAUUUCUCGCUACCCUUCUGUCAGUUGAAGCUUCAAGUUCUCUUUGGUGCAGACUCGGCAACCGAGGAUCGAGCCAAGAUUGUCGAUGCCAUGUUCAAAACUGCUGUGUCAGAUAGCCGUUCUCAUAGGCUACAUUGGGUUGACCUCGUUGCGCUGAUGAGUCCUGAUGCCGUUCGACAGAUCCGCGAGCGUGCUGAGAAGGAGUUCUUCUCCAUCCCUAUACUUGAAGAACCGGCAGGCGAUGUUUCGAGUACCUCUGGCAAGCUUAGCUCAUUGGAGACUGCCAGGCUAUACCUCACUAUCAUCGAGGAGCUCGGGACCAGCAUUCCCGAAUCUGGCGCUCCGGCUGUUGCAUCCGUUCUUGUUGAAAAGAUGGAUUCCCUUCUCCACAAAGUCAUAUCCAUGCACAGCAACGUCUCAAGUGCAUCAAAAGGCGCUGCCAAUCAAGGACGAUCAGAUUUCGAACGUGCUCUUGCAUUUUGGUUCUCUGCCUUGUUAAGAAUGAUUGUUCUCCACCGGUCUGCAUUUGUUCAACCGCCCACGGUCCUGAAGAUAAAUCCCCCACAUGAUCAGCUCAGACUCUUAACGUCUAUCCUCUGCAUCGCCCUCUCGCGUCUCCCCGGCGAUCUACUGCGUCUCUACCCCGCAGCGGACUACUUUCCCCGACUGAAUGCGACCGAAGACUUCCGUCCCUGUCCGGGUGUGCUUCUGCAGACCCACGCCCUCGACGUCGCCGCUUCUCUGAUCGACAUCUUCCCAGACGAUAUCCGUCAUCAAUGCGCUCGGCUUUUGAGAGAAAAGUGUCCUUCCUUCGUUCCAAUCCAGAACGACACCCGCUUCCUGUACCUUCUAGGUCCCAUGGCAGACCAAUACUCUACCAACUCUCAACAACUCUCAGCGCCGUCACCUGCAGGUUCAGGAUCAACUCCCACUCCAACACCCGCUUCACUAUCCGGAGUGGGCCCAUCCCCAGCGCAGCAGUCCGUUGCCGCAGCCUCCGGUUUGUCCAAUGGGAUGGAAGGCUCGAACAUCAUGGCCAACCGGCUCCGCCUUCAACAUCGCGGUCGCGUCCUUGGCCCCUAUCCCGUCCGUCCGUGGGAGUUGCUAGAAGAUGCUGCGCCCUUCCUGGGCGUUAAUGACACAGCCGUCAAUCUGGGCUACUUUGAUGCUAGACGAGUGAGAGCUUGA
Messenger RNA from Penicillium brevicompactum, 4641 nucleotides. RefSeq names its product mediator of RNA polymerase II transcription subunit 12. The transcript has 6 exons. Gene Ontology annotation, biological process: regulation of transcription by RNA polymerase II. Lineage: Eukaryota; Fungi; Ascomycota; Eurotiomycetes; Eurotiales; Aspergillaceae. Gene Ontology annotation, cellular component: mediator complex. The record is from RefSeq and is a predicted model, not a curated record. Gene Ontology annotation, molecular function: transcription coregulator activity. The coding region runs from base 1 to 4641 and encodes 1546 amino acids.